UUUCCAUAUUUUCUCUUUUCUUGUCUGCAUCCGCCCUUUCCCUUGCUUUCCUUUGCCUUCAUCCUUAUUAUUACCCUUGCCCCAUCUGAGACUAGAUUGUUAAACCAGAGAGGCAGGGUUAGGAUAAUCCCGGUAGACUCGGGCACGGGGGUGGACAAAUUGCAGAACAAAUACAGACGGCAGACAAAGCCUAAGCUGAGGGACUUCCUAGACGACGAGGAAGAGGACACGGUGAUCCUGCGCAUGGCUCGAGCCUGCGCCGAGUCCCAAUGCAGCGCCGUCGAUCAAACCAACCCCAAACAUAGCGGCGUCCCCCCUCGCCCGGUCGAGGCCCCCUACCCGGAAGGCUACCACACUAUCGACCGCCGUCGGCGGAGGAAAAAGUCCCGGGACCCCGAAGGGUUGUUGGCCGUAGACCCAGAGAAGCUCAGAGAAACCAGCCCAGACCGGGAUGUCCUGCGGCAGAAGAGGGGCGAGCUGGUCAUGAUGAAAGUGGCAGAGAUCCAGGAGGAGGAGGAGCAGAUGACCCCGUGUCUCCGGCCGUACGGGAACGGGCUUCUGUACAAGACCCGGAUGUGGGCAAAGAACGAGCUGGAGCACACGUUGGAGAACUACAUGGCUUAUAAAGAGCAAGAAGCUGCCAGACUCGGGGCAGGGUUCAGCUAUGAGGACUUUAAAGGCCCGAACAGACACUACCCAAUUGAAACGGAUAUGGAAGCCAUUGACUUUUUGGCAGAUGACCUCCAGUUGUCAAACGACAGAGGUCAUGGCCUGGACAGGUAUUCUUUAUCGUUUGGACAUCCCGCAGAUGCUCCGCAUUGCCAUCUGGAUAAGAGGGCAGGUAAAGGCAAGCUGGGAGGAUGGACUCCGGAGGCCCUGCUGUCUCCGUUGGAGGAGCCUGGCGACGAAUUUGUGGACCCAAUGGAUGAGCUGCAAUGUCUAGUCGAAACCGUUUCAGAGUACCUCGCGGAAAAAGAGGAAGAAAUUAGCAAGUACGGUUCCCUCCCAAGAACGAGCAAAUCCAGACUGUCAUCAGUCGGAAGCAACCGGACCGACUCCCUUGGAGAUGAACCAAACGGCUCGCCGAAAGAUCUCAAAGCUGAGACUCAAACGCAGGCAAACUCUGAGCCAGGAAUUUCAGGUGUUAAAAACGUUGUGAGCUCUUUGUUUAGUUCCAUCACAGAUAAAGUUAGUUCCGGUCCAAAACUGCAGGUAUCUGGUUCUGUAGCACCGCAAACUGCUCAGCCCCCACAACCAUCUAGUAUCUCCAGAUUUUUCUCCUUUAUUCCAAAAUCAACCAGUGCAGCUCCAGUAGCUAUGGUAUCCCCAGUAGAAAAUUCUCCAGACAAAUCUGUGAGUUCUCUUCCUUGUGACGUAAAACCUCACAUUAAUAAUGACAGAAACAAUGCUAAAGUCAAUUCUCAGAGUGAAAUUAGAUUGGUUGAGACAGUUCAAGAAUUUGCUGAUAAACCUCAGCCUGAUACGGGGGGGACCGUUUUGGGGAAAUUGAACCCGUUGAAGCUGUUUUCUGGACCUGAUGCACCAAUGCCAGAUAGAAAACAGCCGCCACUGAAGAAUGGAUUUCAAAACAAUGCACAUGGGGAUGAAAAACGUAUGAACGGAGGCGAACAGACCAGAGGGGAAGAAAAACACAAAGAGACGAUGAAACAAAUUGAUGGAGAAAGAUGGAGGAAUGAGAGACAUAACCAAAUGGCUUUCAAGCAACAACAUUCACAAGGAUCGGUGCCCGGAAAGUCAACUGUGCAUUCCGAACCGGUCAACUCAACCUUCUUUGGCCUGAAGGCCCUAAGCACAUUGUUAACACCUGCAGCACCUAUUCCUCCUCAGGGUCCACCACCAGUGGCAGUCUACCCUGUGUUUAGAUCAGCAGAAGAUGUCCGGACUGUGGAACAGCCAUCCACCUCCAGUAGUAGACCUUUCGGUUCUUCUGGAAAUGUAUCCCAUCCCCAACCCCCCAACGCAGAGGGAGGAAUCCUGUCAGGUUUCCUUAAGUUUGCAUCCAGUGAAGAUGUUAGUGCCCGAAACCCAAAUCCCCCGACUCCUUUACCAUCAGGGAUGUCAGAUCCUUCAACUCAUACUUCUUCUAUUACCGUCCCAACAUCGCAACCACAGGGAAAUACAGAGACUGGUUGGUUCUCAACCAUCUUUAACACAAACUCUGCUCUCUCGACCCAGAACAUUCCCAGUGGUCAACAGCAGACCCAAAUACACCAAAUUCCAGCAGGCUCGCAUUCGAUACCCUCUGCGAACCAUAAACCAUCAGCCACAUCUCACCACAUGCGACAGCAAGCUCCACCACCACCACCUGAAUCCCAAGGUUUUUUAACUGGUCUUUUUAAAGGAAGCUCCACGGAUGACCUGUCUCGUACGGGAACCAAUCAGGCCCAGCAAGGGGGACUUCUAUCUGGGAUUCUUAAGUUUGGAUCAACAAAUGACAUAUCUAACAAUUCAAACUAUCAAGACCCCCUCAGAAAUCGACCGCCUAACAAUCUCCAGCACGUCAACCAACAAACUCUCCCUCAACAAAACCCCCCAGCCUCGGGAGGCUUUCUCUCAGGUCUACUGAAGUUUUCAUCAAAUGAAAAUGUAUCACAAAACCCCAUACCUCCUCAGGGUCCACCACCACUGUCUCCUGUUGGUAACCAACAGGCCACUCAUCCCUCUCCCCCACAACAAGUACCAUUACAACAAGGUGGGCUCUUCUCAGGCUUGUUAAAAUUUGGAUCAUCUGAGAAGGUGACCCCGAGUCCACCAGCUCAGUCUCAACACCAACGGACUGGUGAUGCACAUUACCAACAGAACGACCAUCAACAAGAAAUUCAAGGUUCAAAUCUUCAUACUCCUUUGAGGGAAAGUCAAACCUUUCUGCAACAAACUAACAAACUGGACUUCACUCGACAACAAACAUUUCCAGUACGCACACCCCCAUCCAACCAGACUGUUCCGUUAUCUGGGCUCUUCAAGUUUGCCUCUGCAGAUAAUGUUUAUGAACAGUCCACAUCCACUCAACAAAGGUCCAUGGCACAAAGUCGUUCCAGCCAGGGCGAACAGAUGGCAACAAAUAAACCAAAAGAUGACAUGGCAGCAAGACAACGUCAACCUAGUAGAACCUUUUCUGCACAGCGACAGGCAGAACAGCAGAUUAACCCCCUCCAAGAUAGUGAGAAUGUUCAGACACAACAAGGGAGCACAAGUCAGCCUGGAAUACUCUCGGGUAUGUUUAUCAAGUUGAAUAAACCAACUGAAAAUGUUGGCGUCAUCGGGCAGGGAUCAGCGGGGCAAGUGCCGCAGCCAAGAUCGAGAAUGAACCUUUUGUCAAGACAGUCCCCGAUUCAAACUCAGGGACCUUCCCUUGAUACCGAUCAGUCUCUUCAACAACAGAAGGUGGAGCAAGACAAUUAUCCUGCACAGCCUGCUAAACAGCAAGGAUUUCUAUCAGCGAUUUUCAACAAAAUUGAAUCCAGGGAAUCUUCACAACUUAAUCAAGCAGAAAUAGCAGCUCAUGGUUCAGAGAAAAACAUUGAAAGAUACUCUUCUGGAGUGCUUCCAGAAAUAAAUAAACUUGCUGCUUAUUCUGAAAAAGAUGACAGACAGAGCAAUGCAUUUUAUUCCAACCAAAGCAGACAUGCUUUGGUAAGAGCCCCUGUUUCAAUUGACAGAGAGAGUCUGGACCUAAGGACCUCAGCCACUUUUUCUAGAUCUCCCCAGGGUCGAGAAACGUACUCCUCAGUCAGCACUGGGAAUUUAGCACAGCUUUCAUACUAUCCAGGAUCCCUUCAUUAUGUUCAUGCAAUGGCGUACAGCACCAGUAAUAUCCCCUGCCUUUCACAGGGCUACUCAAAUCCCGCUCUCGUACCAAUGGAGCAAUGCAUCAGGGGAAGCAGUUCUUCUUUGUAUGAAGGUCAGCUGUCACCGUAUGCAAUAAGCCCCACUUAUGAUGAUGAAAAUCAUUGGAUCCAGCAGUCUGCUCUUUGGCAGCAGUUUCAGAGUGAGUCCCAGAAUUAUCAACAUGUCCCAGACCAAGUUAAUGGACAGUGGAGCCAAAGGGAAUCAUUACAGAACCUCUCUCUCCAGUGUAACCCCUCCAAUAUGAACCAGCUUAAUGCAGCUCAACUGCAACCAAGCCAAGGAGUUAAUUUCCAACCAGAGCAGCAUGAGCUUCAUCAAUUCCAAGGAAGCCAAGGUUUCAAUAAUGACCCAUAUGGCAAAAAUAAACCGUGGAACAGCUAUGACGACUUACAAUAUGCAAACAGGGAGGAGAGUGCAUUAAACUUAACUACAAGAGAGGGUAAUGGCAAACUUGGGAAAUGGCACUCAUUUAAUAAUGAUAGCUCUUACAGUCUAAGUGGAGUUUCAUACCAUGAAGGUUUUUACGAGGAGACCCCACCAAGCCUAUCUUACUCUGCAAAUUGGCAACAUGGAACCAAUGGUUUCCACAAUGUCCCGGCUAACGGAGUGAUUCAUCAGAGCAAAUAUAAUUCAAAUAAAACAGAAUCAAGUUUCCCUCCACGUUCCUCCAGUGAGUUUGAGGACCCUGCGUAUCUUGAAGAUAUCGAGUGGUACCAGCAAUGGCUUGCAUUGUUGGAGCAAGGCAUGUGGUGGCCAGCAGAGGAAGGUGAUUGUGGCUACUUCGUUUACACCGACCAUGAAUACAUCUACACCUUGCUCACCGAUGCAGCCGGGGAGUUUGUCUACGCCUGCGCCCCUGAAGGAAAGCCUUUGGAAGGUGUGCAGCCAGUGGAAGGCUUUCCUAGCGCUUGGUUGGACAACGAACAGGUGUCGGUGUGUGGCUUUAAAGUUCCCCUGUACAAUGAAGACGAGCUUCUCUGGUUACCCGGACAAGACCAGAAUCAUUCACAGCUUCUGAAUGCACCAGUAGAUUUAUCAGCUGCAUAUAGAAAGGGAAAUCAGAUCAUGAAUUUGAACCUUGAACGUUUCUCGGAAAUGUUUGAAAAUUCAUUUGCGCCGCAGGGAGAGCUCAUUGGAGACCUGGCAUCGUACAGCUUGAACAAAGUCAGGAUGGAUCCCAGACAGGCGAGAUACAUUAAUGAGGACCCCUACACACAAGUCAUGGACCUCUCCUGUCAAAAUAAACAGUACUCAGGCCCUUGUUGGAACAAUCAAGAAACAAAGAGUCUUCUUGCCCAAAAGGUUGCUGUUUCAUUUAGCUCUACCCCUACAGCAUGUCCAAAUCAGCAGUUCCCUAACAACUGUUAUCAACCUGGCCAACGGCGACGGUCAUCUGGUGCUGUGACUGUGAAGCACAUAAAAGAUACAUCAGAGGAGGAAUGGAGGAAGAGAGUUACCCCCGGUCAACAACAGCCUAACCGUGGACACAUAUCCUCUCUUAUAUCAUCCUUUGUGACAAAGUCAUCCCAGCCAGACUCUAGCAUUGUCUCCCAAGAGCAGCAAGGAACAGCAAGAUCGAAAUCCACUGAACAGCCUAAAAGCAUUAUAUCUUUGGGUCUGCAGAGCCUUAGGUCAAAGAUAGUUAAAGAUGAUUCUACUACCCCUGUGGCACAACCACAAAGUGCCGAACAAAAAUCUGAGAUCACAUCUACCCGUCGCUCAAGAAUGUUGCCCACAUCUCCAACAGCUAGUCAAAUUAGUCCAACUCAAGAACCUUCCCAGACUACUGCACAGAAACCUAGACUUGCACGACAGUCCACAAUGUCACAGCAAGCGUCCCCAGUGGUUCAACAACCGGUCUCUGGACCAUUUGGCUCAAGGGAUUCCCUAAACAAAUCUGGACAACUGACACAGAUGCAACCAAAGCCAGCUGAAGUAAUCAAAGUAGAGAAACCAAAGGAACAACCACAAGCAGGAUUUUUGAGCAUGUUCAAGACUGCAGUAGGAAUAGAAGAACCCAAACCAGAGCCCCCUGAUCAGCAGAAUAAAAUUGGUUACACUGGUACCUUGCCUGUCACAGCUAACACAGAGGCGACAGGAGUAUCAAAUCUGUUUGGAUCCUUAGGCAGCCUUUUUGGUUCUGACACCUCAUCAACAUCGCAACCCCAACCAAAACCCACUGUACCGGAGAGUUCUUUGACAACGGCAUCUAGACCGAAGGGUUUACAGCGACAACAGACAAUGGAUCAGAGUUCAUCCUCUCGGUCAACUCCGAUUCAGCAACCAAUCAAAAGUGUUUCACAAGUAUUUACUUCUAAUUCUGCCCAAGGUCCUGGGCCAGGCAGAUCCCAAACAAUGCCACCAACAGGACAGACCAAACAAGAACCAGUACCCAAAUCAACUGGUGGACUGUUUGGGUUUUCCAUUGGCGAAAUGCUGUCAGGAACAUCUCCAGCUGCUCAAGCUGGUCCGUCAUCUUCAGCGGUUGCAGCUCCAGAGGCUCCACAAGAAGAAUCAAUUGGUAAAAGCUUCUUAUCCUUAUUUACUGGCCCGAGUCCUGCACAACCUGCUUCUAAAACUGGGCCUGCAUCACCAGCACCUUCACCAAAUGAAGCUUCACGGGCUGCUUCACGUCCUGCUCCCCAAGCUGCUUCUCAAGCUACUCCCCAAUCUACGCCCCAAGCUGCUCCUCAAGCUACUCUCAAAUCUACUCCCCAAGCUACUCCCCAAGCAAAUCAAGAAGAAUCACUCGGCAAAAGUAUAUUAUCAAUGUUCAGUGGUCCGAGUUCCGCCCAGGCUGCGCCAUCAGCUACAACACCUGCUGCAGGCACUAGUCCCCAAGUACCUCCGCAAGAAUCUUUUGGUAAAAGUUUAAUGUCAAUGUUUGGAAACCAAAGUCCCAUCCCGGCCCAAGCUCAAACCAAGCCUAGUGCUGAACUGCCAUCCCAAGGGACUGCUCUGCCCAAGGAGCCGGCCAGUACAGGAUUUCAAUCCAUGUUCAGUGGUCCCCAAACACAGACUGGUUCUAUACUUGGAGGGAUUCUGCCAGGUGCCUCUGGUUCAAGUCAAUCACCAGCAAAGGGAUUGCUAUCAAUGUUUAGUGAGCCACCUCAAACAUCGCAUACCCCACCUCGGCAACAAUGCACGUCUCAAUCACAAAGUGAAACACAAGGUGUACAACAACCACAACCACAAGGCCAACCACAGGGGCAGCAAGCCAAUUCUGUCCUCGGGGGACUUUUUGGUGGCUUGUCGACUUCCAAUGAAAGUCCAGCGAAAAGUUUAUUCUCAAUGUUUGGUGGUCCAAGUCCCGCCAAACCUCCAGCACCUGGAAGCACCGGUACUUCAACUCCGGGAGCAGGCCUAAUGUCCAUGUUCACGUCUACUUUACAACAAACUUCCUCACAAGUAUCAGAGGUGCCAACCACCAGUGAUACACUGGGUAAAAUCUCAACUUCAAAUGAGCCUGGUCUUGCAUCAGUGGAACCACAAGUAACACCGUUAAUUGACUCUACUGGGAAGCAAAUUACAUCUGCCAAUGCGACCACAAUUAAAAAGGAAUCAACCCCAGAGCCCACACCUCAGGAAGGGGUUCCUCAUAAACCACCAACUUCCUCAGAAUUGAAUUCCAUGCUCGGCAGCUCAAGUCUACAGGCCACACAUGUGCAAGCUGGAUCUGGCAUUGAUGUUCCAAAAGCAGGACCAUCGCCUGCAAGCGAGGCACCUAGACCACCAGCCUCAAACGAACCUGCUAAAGGUCUGUUGUCCAUGUUUGGAGGGCCUGCUCCUCAAGCAACCACUCCCCAAACUGGGGGGUCUUUAUUCGGGGGUAUGUUUGGAGGCUCCGGUCCACAGGCAGCCACUCCACAAACCGCUGGGUCUUUGCUUGGAGGUUUGUUUGGGGGAAGUGCUCCAGCUGCUUCCAGUGCUCAAACUGGAGGAUCUGUACUUGGUGGGAUGUUUGGAGGCACCGCGGCCUCCACUGCCACACCACAACCACAGACUGGUGGAUCCAUAUUGGGUGGAAUGUUUGGCGGAGCUACCUCCCAAACAACAGUUCCCCAAACGGCCGGUUCAUUACUUGGGAGUAUGUUUGGGGGUUUGACUUCCCAGCCGGCUCCUCCUGGAGCUCCCUCUGCACCAGGGGAAACCCCUGUUAAAGGCUUGCUGUCAAUGUUUGGAGGACCAAGUCCAUCUCCCACAGUGACUGAACAUCUAAAACCCACUGAGAGCCAAAUACCAGAUACAUCUUCUGUGGGCCAAGAGAAAGACAGUGCACUCAAACAACCUGACACUGAAACUGCAUUACAGGCAGCAAACUCAACUAAACCUGAGAGUAACAUUUCUAUUGUUCAGGAUACUGACAAGCCACCUGAAUUAACCGUUGAUGGUCAAUUUAAAGAUGUACAUAUUGGUACAGCAACUGAACAACCAGUCAAGCCAGAUGAGCCAACUAAACCAGAACCAAUGGUAGACCUAAGAAGCGAGAAUCAAUCGCCAUCAAAAUCCAACGAGGCAACGCCUUUGGCUGAGUCAACCAUUCCAGUUGUAGCACAACAAGAGAAGCCCCCAGAACCAGAUAAAUCGAUGCUUGAUUCUUCAGCUGAUGCAGUUUCAGGGUUUAUGUCCUCACUUUUCAAACCGGCAACUGCACCAGUUACUCCGCAGCAGCAACAACAGCCAAAACCUUCUAGUGUAGGAGGAGCAUCCCAACCUUCUCAGACGGGGGGAUCUUUAUUGGGUGGUAUUUUUGGAGGAGCCACCAACCAGAACACAAACUCUGGGUCGUUACUUGGAGGUUUAUUUGGUGGGACGGCUCCACAGGCUAAGCCUCAAACUACUGGACCUCCGACUGGUGGUUCUAUACUAGGGGGGAUGUUUGGAGGACCAACUGCCAAACCUGCAGCUCCCCAGGCCGCAGGAUCAAUGCUGGGUGGGCUCUUCGGGGGCUCCUCUGCACAAACACCAACAGCUGCAGCUGGUGGGUCUCUACUGGGCGGAAUGUUCGGAGGGGCGACCGCCCAGACCACAGCGUCCCAGAUUGGAGCAGGCCUUGGAGGAAUUGGUGGAUCCUUAUUUGGGGGCGUUGCCAAAGACCCACAAGGACCAAAACCAGCAGAGACCAAGAUAACACCGGCAGCUGCACCGCCGAAAGAAAAUAAAAGUGAAAGUGUGCCACUCAAAAUAGAUCAAGUUAGUACUGAGGCUCAGGAAAAUAUACAGAAAGAAGUAAGUGAUGUGGUUCCUCCAAGUGUUAAUAGUAAUCUGGCUGAUGCCACUGUGAAAGAAAAGAGUGAUAUCGAAGGGGAGGAGGUAAUACAUGAGGAGCCUAUUCUGAUUAUUGGUGAGGCUGAAAAUAAAGACUUGGACAUGUCAGCAACACCUGAUGUCCAAAAGGUAGAUACUGGGAAAGCUACCGUUGAUCCGGUCCCCCAAAAUCCAGACCCAUCUCAAGCCAAGUCCCUAUUUGGCUUCAUGUCAACACCAGGUGAGGCAGGGAAAUCUUUGGGAUCUCUUUUCUCCUCCACACCAGCACAGACUGCAGCUUCCCCCUCAACGCCCCAGUCAGAUGCAGUCAGUGGUCUGUUCUCAGGGUUUAAAACCUUAUCGGCAGGGAUAUUUCAAGAGGAAAGUCCGGCUGCAGAGAAGCAAGAGCAACCGGCUGCCACCUCCACCUCCUUGUUUGGAGCCAAGAUCUCUUUCCCCUGGCAGACGGAGCCCUCAAAACCCCCUGCUCCCUCCGUCAGUACACCCCAGCCAAGACCUAGUGUCACCAUAACAAACACUCAGUCUGUUCCUACUACUCCUGCUGCCCAGAGGAAGGAACCGGUAGGUAGCCAGGGUGUUAUAGCCCACCCCCAGAUUUGCCUCUCCACUCCUGAAGUAGAUCCUUCAGCUUCCCCCUCCCAAAAGGAGCAGGAAGGUCUUGUAGAAACCCCUUCUUCCGCGGGCCCCACUUCUGGAGUGCAGCUGGACACCCUGUCCAAGACGGAGCUAUUGAGUGCAAAAAGGCUAGUAAAAGCAUAAUAAAUGGCAAUACCCAUUUCCUUACCAUUUAUGAUGCCUUGGUGAUAUUUUAAAGGCAUUCCUUGUCCAGUUCUGCAGUCCAUCUGUUUGUUUGAGUUUUGUGUGUAGUUCUGUCGCAUUGUAUGUGUUCAUGUUUCAUCUAUAGAUCACCCUUUAACAAUGUCUCAAAACUAAAUGUACACGUGUAUACGUCAUUUUAUCUUGGACAAAUAAGUAAAACACUUUCUAGAGUCACUUGACUAAUGCCAGUUAUUGGUAAAUAACAUAAAAUAGCAUCUUUGAGUUUCAAAGAUGCUAUCGGUUUUAGUAAAGUACUCUUUCGCUAAUUCUGAAACAGACUUAUUGGUCAUUGAAACAUUUCUACUUGUGUUCUAUAGAGAAAGUUGUUAAGACUGUCCGAGAUUCUAUGAAUACAGUGUACGUUUUUUAACUUAACUCAUCUCCUCAUUUUACAAUUCCUUCUCCAUUCUACUUAAUAUUUUAAAUUGAGUGUAUGGAUGUUCGAAAUCAUUGCGAAAGAACCUGAACCUCACAUAAUAAGCUUUA
Molecule: messenger RNA, 10443 nt
Organism: Gadus morhua (Atlantic cod)
Lineage: Eukaryota; Metazoa; Chordata; Actinopteri; Gadiformes; Gadidae
Exons: 1
Coding region: 244-9897 (3217 amino acids)
Source: RefSeq, a predicted model, not a curated record